GCCAAGUGAUGCAGCUCAGCCACUUCGACUACCUCCGCCGCGCCGUGGAGGCUCUGGUGGUGGGCUCCUCCUUGGCGCUGCAGGUCGCCGCCUUUGCCAACCUUGCAGAGUUCAACUGCGCGGUGAAGCAUGCGCCCCGGGUGGCCCUGGUGAGCCUGACAGAG
Messenger RNA from Effrenium voratum, 164 nucleotides. NCBI's taxonomy places the organism in Eukaryota, Dinophyceae, Suessiales, Symbiodiniaceae. The record is from the annotation of a GenBank genome assembly.